AUGUCCCGGGCUGCCGUGAGUCAGUUUCCGCCAACGAAGCCCAUAUUGGUGGAGGCUCCUGUGCCCGAGCCUGUGCAUCGCGAUCCGUUGCACCCGGCGCUCAAGCUGCAGGAGCACCCCGUACCUGAUUUAGAGAAAGGGAUUGUCCAAGCAAACGAAGCUACCGGAAUUGUGCCGUCCGAUUCCCAGGCUACUAUGGUUGCUCAAGAACUUCCUGACCUUUCCAAAGACGAAGAUGGGAAUGAAUAUAUCCUUGUCAAAUGGGAUGGAAAAGACGAUAGGGAGCACUCGCUCAAGCUGAAUAUCUACUAUCGCAUAUACCUCAUGGUUUUGGCCGGCAUGCUUACGCUUUGCACGGCAUUCGCAUCGUCUGCACCUUCGUCCUUGAUCCCACAGAUGGUCUUCGAGUUCAAGACGACACCCGAAGUGGUGAAAGCGUCUGUAUUCUUGUUUGUGGGCAGUUUCGCUGUUGGCCCGCUGCUAUGGGCGCCGCUCUCUGAGCUUAUCGGUCAUCGGAUUGUGUUUAUCAUUAGUUUUACAUGCUUUGUCUGCUUCAAUGUAGGCUGUAUGCUGGCACCUAACGUUGCCUCGAUGAUUGUCUUCCGCAUUCUUGCUGGUGCGUCUGGCUCCAGUUCCAUGUCCAACUCGCCAUCGAUGAUUUCGACGCUCGUGCCACUAAAAUACCUUACGCUGGGUCUGGUCAUUUUUGCCCUGUCGCCCACGGCUGGUCCAUGCCUUGGCCCCACUGUGGGUGGCUACAUUUCCAAUUCGGGUGCGAACUGGCGUUGGAUCUUUCGUGUGUGUACGAUCUUUUCUUUCGUCAUGCUGAUUUUGGUCAUCUUUACUAUGCCUGAAACCAUGUCGGACCAGCUUCUCCGAAAGAAAGCGCGGCGGCUUCGUGCCCAGACAGGGGAUGACCGAUACAAGGCCCCGAUUGAAGUGCGUCGCAUUCGCACGAAAGACAUCCUCUCCAAAACUCUGUUGAAGCCUGUCAAGUUGUUAUUCUCGGAGCCCAUGUUGGCUGUCAUGACCAUUUAUACGUCCUUCAUUUACGGUGUGAUUUACCUAUUCUUUGUUGCCUAUCCCAUUGUAUUUGAAGGUUUGCACCACUUCCGUGCGGGUGCUACGGGUCUUGCCUUCCUUGGCUUCUUCUCAGGUGCGAUGAUCGGCGCUAUAUAUAAUGUUCUUGUGGAUCAGCGCUUGUACCUUCGCGCGUAUAUCCGCAACAACUACAAGCCCAUUGCACCCGAAGCGCGUCUCUGGGGCACCAUGGUUGGUGCGCCCCUCUUUUCGGCAGCUCUGUUCUGGUUUGCAUGGACCUCGUUCCCGUCUGUGUCUUUCUGGCUGCCUGUCGUGGCCGGUGGUCUAUUUGGCUUCGCCUUGUUCCUAAUUUUCUUGGGCUUGGUUGUGUACAUUUCUGAAGUCUAUUUCCAGUAUGUGGCUAGUGCCAUGGCUGCCAAUACUGUGGUGCGUUCUUGCUUCGGUGCCGGUUUCCCCAUGUUUGGUGAACAAAUGUACGCACGUUUGAACCCACGGUGGGCGUCGUGUCUGCUUGCUUUUAUCUCUGUUCUGAUGAUCCCUAUUCCUUUUGUGUUCUACAAGUACGGUCCUCGUAUUCGUGCGUGGUCGAAGCACGCGUACGGAUAA
Molecule: messenger RNA, 1647 nt
Organism: Malassezia pachydermatis
Lineage: Eukaryota; Fungi; Basidiomycota; Malasseziomycetes; Malasseziales; Malasseziaceae
Product: mfs general substrate transporter
Exons: 1
Coding region: 1-1647 (548 amino acids)
Biological process (GO): transmembrane transport
Molecular function (GO): transmembrane transporter activity
Source: RefSeq, a predicted model, not a curated record